CCCUCCUCCUUCGGGGCGUGGCCUCGGCCUGUCAUGGCGGCGGCGGCCUUUUCGGGCCUGAAGGGGCCUGGGCGUCGCGUCAGGGCCCCGUAGCCGAGGAAGGAGGCGGCCGAGGCGGCGGGGCGGGCCCAUGGAGGGCCGGGCGGAGGAGGAGGAGGAGGAGAAGGGCUCCCCUGAGGGGAAGAGGGCGGGAAUCUCCUCAGGGGAAGCAGGCGGGACGAGGCCCGAGGGCGGCGAGGAGGCCCAGGAGGAGGAGGAGGACUCGGUGGGCUCCUUCUCCCACCUGCCCUCCUCCUCGGCCUCCUCCUCCUCGGCCUCGUCCUCCUCUUCCCCGGCCUCCGAAGCAGGCCCCGCCGGGGCAGAAGGCGAAGCGGGUCCCCGGCCUGUCCUGCCCGCCGCCCCCGCCGUCCCUGCAGCCCCUGCGGGCAAGGAGCGGGGCCUCCCGGCGGGGCAGGGCGUGUACCACCUGAAGUGGGUCCGGUGGAAGGAGGAGCAGACGCCGCUGGUCACCCAGAACGAGAACGGGCCCUGCCCCCUCCUCGCCAUCAUGAACGUCCUCCUCCUCGCCUGGAAGGUGAAACUGCCACCAAUGAUGGAAAUUAUAACUGCUGAGCAGUUGAUGGAAUACUUAGGAGACUAUAUCCUUGAUUCAAAACCAAAAGAAAUCUCGGAAAUUCAGCGCCUAAACUAUGAGCAGAACAUGAGUGACGCGAUGGCAAUCUUGCACAAGCUGCAGACGGGGCUGGAUGUCAACGUCAGGUUCACGGGCGUCCGGGUCUUUGAAUACACGCCCGAGUGCAUUGUGUUCGACCUUCUCGACAUCCCCUUGUACCACGGGUGGCUGGUGGACCCCCAGAUUGCUGACAUUGUGAAAGCUGUUGGCAACUGCAGCUACAAUCAACUGGUGGAGAAAAUUAUUUGCUGUAAACAGUCAGACAAUAGUGAACUGGUUGAUGAAGGUACGGUGGCGGAGCAGUUCCUCAACAACACGGCCACUCAGUUGACCUACCACGGCCUCUGCGAAUUGACGUCCACCGUUCAAGAGGGGGAGCUGUGCGUCUUCUUCAGAAACAACCACUUCAGCACCAUGACCAAACACAAGGGCCAGCUCUACCUUCUGGUGACAGACCAGGGCUUCCUUACCGAAGAUAAAGUUGUCUGGGAAAGUUUGCACAACGUGGAUGGGGAUGGAAACUUCUGUGACUCUGAGUUCCACCUUCGACCGCCGUCUGACCCGGAAACGGUCUACCGAGGGCAGCAAGACCAGAUAGAUCAGGACUACCUGAUGGCCUUGUCCUUGCAACAAGAGCAGCAGAGCCAGGACCUCAGCUGGGAGCAGCUGCCUGAAGGCAUCAGCGACCUGGAGCUUGCCAAGGAGCUGCAGGAGGAAGAGGACCGGCGGGCCUCCCAGUACUAUCAGGAGCAAGAGCAAGCGGCCGCUGCAGCCGCCGCCGCCGCCGCCACGGCUGCUCCGGUCCCGGCGCCUGUGCCGGGAGCGGCCUCCCCUUCCACGGGAAGGCCGUCGGGGGGCAGCGAGCGGAAGCAGAAAGAGCCGAAGGAGAAGGAGCCCCGGGAGAAAGAGAAGAGCAGCUGUGCCAUCCUAUAGUGGCGGUGGGGGCGGGAGCAGGCCCUGCCUGGACUCAAGCACACCUCGGGCCCCGCCUGUGCCCCACGCCGCCGCCUGUGCCUCGCAGCCCCACAGAGACCGCCGGAGGGGAGGGAGGUCCAAGGCCAGCCCAGGGAGAGGAACCGGAGGCAUCGCUGACGCUGGGCUCCAGCCAGUGCCUUGGUUGCCAUCAGGGAAGCCCCAGCAUCAUGGAGGCAAGCUUUGGGCCUCUCGCGGCCCCAUCACACACACCCCCCGACGCCUGGGGCCCGUUCCUUCUGAUGGACAGACACUCUACUCAGCAGAAUAUUGGCCAAGGCUGGCUGAGUGCCAAGCGUGGUGGAAGAGAAGCCCUCAGCAAGGGGAACGGUGGUGGCUGGAUCGUGGUGCCCCACCAAGAGACCUGAGCCCAGCACUGUGCUGCUCUCCAUCGGACCGCUCUCUGCGCCGGAGGAAGAUGGGGCUGGAAGGGGAAGCGGAGGUGGAUUGAGACCCGGUGGGUGUCUGCCUUGGCCCUUCUCCCCGAAGAACGCGAGGCGAGUGCGGGCGACGUGUUUGCUUGUAUGCCUUAUCAUGUGUACUGUAGGUAGGUGCCGUGUCCCGCGGGCACCAGCGCAGCUUUAAAGCACAUCUGGGGCCGAGUGCAGGGGCUGCCUCCUCCCCAGGGAGCAGUGGGGGUCCUCCCGGUGUUGCUGGGCAGAGCCCCACUCAGGCUGGAGCAGGUGGAGGAGGGGUCUGUGUUCUGGCCAAGUCCCAAGGGCCACCCGCUGCCCACUCGGAGGCCGUGGCCCAAAUUGUGGGGCUCACUUGUAUAUUUGAACUUUGGGAGCGGAGGUGGGGAUGGUGGGGCCUCAUUCUUUGUGGGAAAGACACACAGCUGUAAAAACUUGUGGUUGUAUGUUGGGCCAUCCAGAUUUUAUAACCCAGCGUGCUCCAUCUCAUAUUUAUAGGUUCCCGGCGAGGGAGCUUUUGUUGGAUUUUACUGUUACUGGGAUGGGGGGCCGUGAGCGCUUCCUCCCUCCCUCCCUCCUUCCUUUUGAUAACUUUCUAUAUCAGUUUGUAGAUGCUUCCGACAGACAGAACGUGCUGUACUUCCUAAGGCCUGGGCUCCCGCGCGUUACAGCCGGGCCUCCGUGUGACAAUCUUACUCCUGGGGGUGGGAGAGGGUAGUCUAGCCAAACACUUCAGUAACCCAUUUCUAACUCUCUGCCGUUUCCUAAAACUUCUACGUCGGAGGAGCCAAAACGUUGGGAGCGGAUGCUCCUGUGCUUGCCCCUUCCCCGAGAUGGAACGAUUUGCCUUAGCCCCCUCCCCCCAAAAAACGCCAACCGUUUUGCUCUUUGUGCUAAGAACCGUGGUGGCUUCAUUCUGACCCGGAUCAUGUCUGUCUGGUCUCUCUCGCCCUCUUCCGAAACCUCUCCUCCCCCCACUUUAGACAGUAGCGCCGACACCUCUUUGUACGGUUAAGCCUGAACACGGGAUCUGCCACUCAAAUCUUUUUUCUUUGCAAAAGGAAAACAAAAAUCACUGAGGUAUCUGUUUACAUUAAGCGUUAAGUUUGUACCAUUAUGGUUUUUGUAACGUGCUGAACUUGGAAGAUGUGGGGGAGACGCUUGCGCACCCGAUUCGUUGUUUCCUUUAGUGCAGGCAUGGGCCAACUUGGGCCCUCCCUCCGGGUGUUUUGGACUCCAACUCCCACAAUUCCUAACAGCCCUAACAGUGUUGGAGUCCAAAACACCCGGAGGGAGGGCCCAAGUUGGCCCAUGCGUGCUUUGGUGGCAUAAAUUGAUGGUUUGCGUAGUACAAUUCACCCCAUAGCACCACCACUCGAGCACUGCCAAAUACUUUUAUAAUUUUAUAUAACGGGAAAAAAGCACUUCAUGUGUGUUAAAAGUAUUGUUGAACAAAAAAAUAAUCAUGUGUCUUGUUUUCGUCCUGGCUUGCAUUCCAGUAGUGCCCCCUUCCUCCUCUCUUUUGCCUUGGUUUUGCCUGCCUCCCCCCUCCAACCCCACAUCAUCUCCUUCCCAGAUUUUGGCUGGCCAGGUGCUUGGCUUUAGCAAGCAGGUAAAACUUUGCAUGGAUUGACACUGUGAUCCGCAACCGGUCCUCUCUCUUUCUCUGUUGGAUCUUGCCCACUUAGUGCAGCGGUUUGAGCCGAGAACUGUUGCCGCAUUCCCUGUUGUUUCCUGUCUAAUUUUAUAUAUAUAUUAUAUAUUAUAUUUAUAAUUUUUAACAGUCCUGAGUAACUUCUUCCUGUAAUAAAUAUUGUUUCAACUUGA
This is a messenger RNA of Anolis carolinensis (green anole), 3885 nucleotides long. RefSeq names its product MINDY lysine 48 deubiquitinase 2 (gene mindy2). Gene Ontology annotation, cellular component: cytosol; cell periphery. The transcript has 9 exons. Gene Ontology annotation, molecular function: cysteine-type deubiquitinase activity; K48-linked deubiquitinase activity; cysteine-type carboxypeptidase activity. The record is from RefSeq and is a predicted model, not a curated record. Gene Ontology annotation, biological process: protein K48-linked deubiquitination. Lineage: Eukaryota; Metazoa; Chordata; Lepidosauria; Squamata; Anolidae. Bases 131 to 1606 code for a protein of 491 amino acids.